AUGUCUCUGGCAUGGUCGCCUCGGCCUCGCCAAGCCAGCUUCGAUUAUCACUCUCGGCGGAUACCGACAUGGCGAAAGCCUCUGCGUCAACGAGACACCCUGGUGCAGUUCACGAAGGAUAUUUCUCAGGAUGGAUCCGUGCGAAACUGGGAAGACGUCUUGGCGUUGUUGUCUAUGUUGCCGUCCCUUCGACUUCGGCCAGAUGAGGUGUUCUUCGGAGCGGCUCUGGGCCGGCUCGGCAAGGAGAGGCAAUGGCACUUUGCGCUGACCACCCUCGAGUCCAUGACUGUUUGUGAGAGCUUGCAGCCCAAUCUCAUCACCUGCAGUGCAACAGUGGCAGCCUGCGCCAAAGCUCUGAAGUGGUUCCGGGCUUGCGCCAUCCUGGCCCACAUGAGAAAAGACCGCAGCAUCGAGGCCAACACCAUCGCUUUCGACUCGGCGAUCACUGCCUGUGGUGGCCGCAGCGGUAGCUGGGCACAGGCGGUUCAUGUCUACGACAUCCUGAGGGUGCAGGGUCUGGCGCCAAUCAGCAUGACCUACAACUCUGCCAUCAGUGCCUUCGAGUAUCGCCAGCAUUGGCAAAGAGGUCUCGAGUUUUUGCAGGAGCUCUUCGCGCACCGCCCUGGCAAGCGCAUAGCCGCGAACGUGGUCAGCUUCAAUGCUGCGCUCGCUUGCUGCCGCAAGGUGUCACAGUGGCAGUGGGGCCUGCACCUUUGGAAGGGUGUGCGGAGACAUCUGGAAAUCGACGCUCCGCACCUCAGGGAGGACAAAUCGGCAGAUGACGUGACUUAUGGAUGUGCAGUCAGCGCAUGCGAUCAUGGCUGGCAGUGGCAAUGGGGCCUGCAGCUGCUUUGCGAAGCCGUCUUUUCUGGACUCCGUGUGGGCAUACCCACCAUGAACUCGGCAAUCAGUGCGUCCGCGAAAAGCAAGAAGUGGCACACAUGCCUGGCACUUCUUCGUGAAAUGCCGAGCGAAAGACUUGCGCCUACACGGGUGAGCUUCACAAGCGCCUUGGGCGCCUUCAGUGGCCCCGAAAUGACCCGGUCGAAGAGCAGCCUGGUGUUGGAGCUCUUGAUGGAGAUGGUCGAGCAGAAGAUCCAGCCCAAUGCUCUUGGCUUGGAUAUCGCAACUCAAGCGGCUGAGGCAUCAGCCUUCCACUCCCUGGCGCCUGGUUUGGUGGCCCAGACACGCCUCGCUGGCGCUGCAGCAUGCGAAGCUACUGAAGACACUUUCGAGGAGGAGGACCGGCAUGGGGAACACUCGGGUCUUGCGAUUGUCGCCGCGGAUUCCUUGGAGUGGCAUGGGCUGUUGGACGAGCGCUUGAAGGCUUCGCUGCAGCGGAGCUCCUUGCUUCCGAACGAGCUCUCAGCAGCUGAGCGGCAGUCGGCGCAGAAGCACGCGAUGGCUCUGCAAAGAGGUGAGGUUGAAGUGCAGCGAGCUCGAGAGCACAGCGAGUGGCUGGAGGUCGAAGGUUCCAGCAUAUCGGCGACGGUAAUCGAGGACUUGGAAGCAGCUUGCUCGCUUUGUUCAGAGGCGAGGUGUUCUGCAGAGGAUGCCCGGUACAUGCAAGAAGAGUCCGUCACCUUGGCACAAAUUCUGUUGGAAUCUCACGCCAUCCUGGCUGACUAUGAUGCUUCACUGGAGACCGCCCGCAAAACGAGGGAACUUGCCGAAGAGUCCGAAGCUCUUCGCAACUCAUUGCACUUUGAGAAUGCCCUGGCGAUGGAAUUUCGGCAGCAGCUGCGGGAGGAAGCCAAGUCUGUCAAGGCCGUCUUGGUGGAGUACGCCCGCCUGCGUGGGCGCCGCGAGGAUGCUCUGCGCGGCUCCGCUCUAGCUUUGCGUGGUUGGGCAACCUCCAACUCUCUCUCCGCCCCAACUCCGCUCGAUGGUGCUUGCCUGGGCGCAGCUGUAGACCUAGAAACUCUGAGAAACUCGCUUCACUUGCUGGACGGCCAGCCCUCGACCAGAGAUGCGAUGCAGGCAUCAUUCUAUGGGAGCAGCAUUCAGUCAGACCCUGAUGCUAGCCCGCAGAGCCCGUCCCUGACCGCUACUGACUUGACGCUAGCCUGCGCGGACGUAUCGCCCUUGGCUCGUGUGUCGCAGAUCUCGCAGGAGUCGGUGCUUGACCAGUCUCAAGCUACGCUCUCCCACGGCCAUUUGUCGGACGAAGUGGAUGCGGAUGUUCCGCCCGGUGAGAUCUCUCAGAGGGGCAGUGGCUCAUCCUGUCUGAUGGAUGCAGAGAGCCCGACUGGGGAGGCUUGCAACCUGAGCCCGCAUGCUGGGACGGAAAUGGUCGAAGAUGGAGGUUUGAUCCGCCGGAGUGUCCUAGACGAGAAGGAUGCAGAGGUGCUGGACUUCGACGUGGAAGCUGAUGCUGACCCACAGGAUGAUGGUCACCUCAGUAUGUCUACUACCUUCGAGGCUGCUCCGGACGCAGAUGCUUCCACCAAGGAUGCAUCUCCAGCCAGGAGCGAUGGACUGGAGGGAGAGGUGCAGUGCAUUCGACGGCCCACCCAGCAGGCUGUGCCCACAAGCAGAGAUGCCGAAGUGCAAACCGAGCCGGAAGCCCAACCCGAGAAGGCUGUGAAGGCCCCAUCUACUGCGACGGUGCCCGCACGAAGCGUGCGCAGCUCUGACAUCGGAGAAGUCUCACUGGGCCGCAGGGCGACUUCCCCGGCCAGGAGCUGUAGGACCGUGACUGGUAGGCAUGAAAAAGCAACUUCGCCGCUGCGAAGCCCGAUGACGGCGAGCCAAGACUCAACUGCCGCAAGCCCGGCGAAGGAUGCUUCUCCUCGUCGUGCUGGAGAUUUCGCACCUGACAAAGACAGACUGGGAAAUUUGCAACUACGCAAAGCAGCGUCUCCCAGAUUUGAGCAACCCCGUGCACAGGUGGAAGCAAAGGCCACUUCUCCUCGCAAGGGACGCAAACCCUUCAGACCUUCAAGCCCCACGCCACGGCUCAUUACCAAGCAUCCGCCCUCCACUUUGCACAAGUCUCAGCUCGCUGCGCGCCCUCUUCCCGAAUCGCGCCCGAGCGAGGGGCAGGGCCAAGGACCUGCGCCUUCUGCAGGUUCCACUUCAUGCCGGAGCCCUUCACAGGUUUGGAGUCCUAGUUGA
This is a messenger RNA of Symbiodinium sp. CCMP2592, 3117 nucleotides long. The record is from the annotation of a GenBank genome assembly. NCBI's taxonomy places the organism in Eukaryota, Dinophyceae, Suessiales, Symbiodiniaceae.